Messenger RNA from Jaminaea rosea, 456 nucleotides. RefSeq lists its product as hypothetical. The transcript is spliced from 3 exons. NCBI's taxonomy places the organism in Eukaryota, Fungi, Basidiomycota, Exobasidiomycetes, Microstromatales. The coding region runs from base 1 to 456 and encodes 151 amino acids. The record is from RefSeq and is a predicted model, not a curated record.
AUGCCAACGAUUAUGCUUCUCACCUCUGCGCUCUGCCUCACCGCGGUGCUUUCUACGUCGAUCCUUGCGGGCGCUGGCCCAGAGUGUAAGAAGGGCGACUCUUCGCAGCACUGCGUCUACACUGUAGGCGACGCAUACCUCGCUGCUAAGAACCCCGUGAGCAUGUUCCAGCCUUACCACGUCUUGGCAUCCUCCCGCGACAAGUACGGCGAGAGCGCAUUCCUCAUCGAGGACUUCCUCAACGGAUCCUUCGGCCUGCAGUGCAAGAAGAGCUCUAGGAUGGAAACGUUUGUCUUCCUCUUUCAGGGCAACGCCAACCAUCUGUUCUCCAGGACGGCCAACACGGGCGUCGCCAAGGCUUAUUUUGAUGAUGGGGUGAAACGAGGAAAGCUUACACCCGGUACUGAGAUGAUCAGCUCGAAGGAUGGCGUCGAUAUUAUUGGGGACUGUCCUUGA